AUGAAAACUACUGACGUCAAAGUGUGCGAUAUUACAACUCCAAAAGAUUUUGGACGAAAUUACAACUACGUUACGACGCUCUGUCUGGCACUUCACCCAGAUGUUUUUGCUUCUCCACUUCUUCACUCUUCUGCGCAGUGCGCAUGUCAGCUGUCACGUGAAGAAAAGUGGUGGAAAUGGCGGCGUAUAAGGCUAGGUUUAUUGCAGGAGUUUAGUGACUUGCUUUCUAAUGAAGAAAUAAAUUUGAAAGAGCUGAAAAAGUUGUGUUUCAAUGGAAUUCCUGAUGAAAUGGGCUGGCGCCCACUAUGCUGGAAAAUACUUCUUAACUAUCUUCCUCCAACACGUCGCACCUGGAGUGAAACACUGACCCGCAAACGGGACUUGUAUAAACAAUUUAUUAGUAAGAAUGGGGUUUUGAUUGAGGGAAAAAUCCUUGCUUUGGAUGCUUUGACUAGAGUUGACAGUUUGAAUGAUCCUUCCCCAGAGGAAAUGAUUGUAAUGCCUGGAGAAUCACAGGAUGCAGAGGAAGAUGGCAAUAGAAUUGAUGUCACAUUUGCAGACCAUCCUCUCAAUUCCAACCCUGAUAGCCAGUGGCAGACGUAUUUUAAAGAUAAUGAAGUGUUGCUGCAAAUUGAUAAGGAUGUAAGGAGAUUAUGUCCAGACAUAUCCUUCUUCCAACAAGCUACAGACUUUCCUUGUGCUGAAGUUGUGCACAGUAAAGGAUUAAAGAGACUUCACCGCCGUGUACAGCAUACUGUGCUCAAAUCAGCCAAUGUUGAAAGGAAGGGUUUGGGAAUAACCAAGAUUGCGCUAUCGAUUAAGAAAGCACCUGAGGACUACGCCCCAAUGCCAGAGGGCGAGGAAGCACACUGGGAGGUAGUGGAGCGCAUUCUAUUUCUCUAUGCGAAGCUGAACCCAGGACAAGGCUAUGUCCAGGGUAUGAACGAGAUUAUUGGACCAAUCUAUUAUGCAUUUGCAUGUAAUCCUGAUGUGGAAUGGCGGGAGCACGCGGAGGCCGACUGCUUCUUCUGCUUCACGAACCUCAUGGGCGAGAUCCGCGACUUCUUCAUCAAGUCGCUGGACGAGGCGGAGUGCGGCAUCAGUGGCAUGAUGGCGCGCCUGCUGGAGCAGCUGCGCGCCAGCGACGCGCGGGUCUGGCAGCACCUGCAGGGCCAGGAGCUGUGCCCGCAGUACUACAGCUUCCGCUGGCUGACGCUGCUGCUGUCGCAGGAGUUCCCGCUGCCCGACGUGCUGCGCAUCUGGGACUCGCUCUUCGCCGACGAGCGCCGCUUCGCCUUCCUCAUCCACAUCUGCUGCGCCAUGAUCAUGUGA
This is a messenger RNA of Gryllus bimaculatus (two-spotted cricket), 1332 nucleotides long. The record is from the annotation of a GenBank genome assembly. Lineage: Eukaryota; Metazoa; Arthropoda; Insecta; Orthoptera; Gryllidae.